AUGUCGAACUUUCAGGAGCCUACGAACGGCGGAAUUCCACCACAGAAUGGAGGUGGCGCCAUGAAUGGCGCGAUGGACACCUCAUUCCCCCCGCCGCCUGCCAUGGGUAACCAGGGCGGAGACUCUGCGAAGACUCUUUGGAUGGGUGAGCUUGAACCCUGGAUGGACGAGGGCUUCGUGAAAAACGUUUUCUCCACCGUCGCCGGGGAAGAUGUGAACGUUAAGGUCAUUCGUGAUCGGAACUCCGGUAACGCCGGAUACUGCUUCGUGGAGUUCGCCACCCCCGAGGCCGCGAACAAGGCUCUGGCGUUGAACGGGAACGCGGUCCCCAACUCGUCUCGCGCGUUCAAAUUGAACUGGGCGUCCGGAGGCGGUCUGAUCGACCGUCGUGAUGAUCGAGGACCGGAGUUCUCCAUCUUCGUCGGGGACCUAGGUCCCGAGGUAAACGAGUUUGUUCUCGUCUCCCUAUUCCAGGCGCGUUUCCCGUCGUGCAAAUCGGCAAAGAUCAUGACGGACGCCGUUACUGGACAGUCUCGCGGGUACGGAUUCGUUCGCUUCUCGGACGAAGGCGAUCAGCAGCGGGCCCUGCUCGAAAUGCAGGGUGUCUACUGUGGAAACCGGCCGAUGCGGAUUUCCACCGCAACCCCGAAGUCACGUAGAAACCACGGCUUCCAGCAGCAGGGGCAGCAACAAAUGCUGCCGCCCCCUGUUCAGCCUGGUAUGAACUACAUGGGCAUGGGCGGCCCGCAGUUCUACCAGCAGGGGUUCAAUCCUAUGGCGGCGCAACCCAUGAAUCAAUUCACCGAUCCCAAUAACACAACUGUGUUUGUCGGUGGCUUGUCGGGCUACGUUACUGAAGACGAGCUUCGCUCGUUUUUCCAGGGCUUUGGGGAGAUCACCUACGUGAAGAUCCCCCCUGGAAAGGGUUGCGGGUUUGUACAAUUCGUACACCGGCACGCGGCAGAGAUGGCCAUAAACCAAAUGCAAGGUUACCCCAUCGGUAACUCUCGUGUUCGGCUGUCUUGGGGCCGUAGCCAGAAUAACUCUGGCGUCGGCACGCCUUACCGGCCCGCACCUCCCCCGCCGCACUACGGCAUGGGACCGCAGGGUGGUCCGGGUGGUCCUUACGGCCCUCACCACUUCGGUGGUAACCCCGCGCAAGGCCCUCCUCCUGGCGGCAUGCAGGUGAGUAACGACUUUCCCACAACGAAGCUGACACGAUACUAA
Thyridium curvatum is the source of this 1227-nucleotide messenger RNA. RefSeq lists its product as uncharacterized. Gene Ontology annotation, cellular component: cytosol. Bases 1 to 1227 code for a protein of 408 amino acids. Gene Ontology annotation, molecular function: mRNA binding. The record is from RefSeq and is a predicted model, not a curated record. Gene Ontology annotation, biological process: mRNA splice site recognition. NCBI's taxonomy places the organism in Eukaryota, Fungi, Ascomycota, Sordariomycetes, Thyridiales, Thyridiaceae. The transcript has 5 exons.